Fusarium vanettenii 77-13-4 is the source of this 891-nucleotide messenger RNA. RefSeq lists its product as uncharacterized. Gene Ontology annotation, molecular function: nicotinate-nucleotide diphosphorylase (carboxylating) activity. Gene Ontology annotation, cellular component: cytoplasm. Gene Ontology annotation, biological process: NAD+ biosynthetic process; quinolinate catabolic process. The record is from RefSeq and is a predicted model, not a curated record. Bases 1 to 891 code for a protein of 296 amino acids. The transcript has 2 exons. NCBI's taxonomy places the organism in Eukaryota, Fungi, Ascomycota, Sordariomycetes, Hypocreales, Nectriaceae.
AUGGCCCAACCUCAAGGAAACCUCGCAAACCUCCUCCCCCCCUCGUGGAAGACUUCCGUCACUGCCUGGCUCGCCGAGGAUACUCCCUCGUUCGACUAUGCCGGCUUCGUUGUCGGAGACGAGCCCCGCGUCGCGACCCUCUGGGGUAAAUCGGCUGGUGUCAUUGCCGGCCGGCCCUUCUUCGAUGAGGUCUUUACUCAGUGCGGCUGCACCGUCGAGUGGCAUGCCGACGAGGCUACGGCCGUUGAUCUGAGCAACGGCAAGCACCGUGUCGCCACUGUCAAGGGACCCGUCCGCGGAAUCCUCCUCGGUGAGCGCGUUGCUCUCAACACACUCGCGAGAUGCUCCGGUAUCGCUACAAAGAGUCAGAGGCUAGUGAUGAUCGCCCGCAAGGCUGGAUACAAGGGUGUCAUCGCAGGCACAAGAAAGACAACCCCCGGGUUCCGUCUUGUUGAGAAAUAUGGCAUGUUGGUUGGAGGCGCCGAUGCGCAUCGCAUGGACCUCAGCGCCAUGGUCAUGCUCAAGGACAACCACGUUUGGAGCCGAGGCAGCAUCACCGAUGCCGUCAAGGCUGCCAAGUCUGUUGCAGGCUUCAGCAUGAAGGUCGAGGUUGAGGUGCAGAGUGAGGCCGAGGCCGACGAGGCCAUUGAGGCAGGUGCCGACGUCGUCAUGCUCGACAACUUUACCGGCGAUGGCGUCAAGGUUGCUGCGCAGAGCCUAAAGCAGCGUUGGCAAGGGAAGAGGCACUUCUUGCUCGAGGUGUCAGGAGGCCUGCAAGAGGACAACUUUGAGGCCUACUUGUGCAAUGAGGCAGACGUGGAUAUCCUAUCGACGAGUUCGAUUCACCAGGGUGUACCGCAUAUCGAUUUCUCACUAAAGAUCGAGCACUAG